Molecule: messenger RNA, 1224 nt
Organism: Rhopalosiphum padi (bird cherry-oat aphid)
Lineage: Eukaryota; Metazoa; Arthropoda; Insecta; Hemiptera; Aphididae
Gene: Sec20
Product: vesicle transport protein SEC20
Exons: 5
Coding region: 333-1007 (224 amino acids)
Biological process (GO): retrograde vesicle-mediated transport, Golgi to endoplasmic reticulum
Cellular component (GO): SNARE complex; endoplasmic reticulum
Molecular function (GO): SNAP receptor activity
Source: RefSeq, a predicted model, not a curated record
ACAAAUCAAAAUAUCAUGUUUUAUGAUGACAUCAAAAAUUCAAAACUAAGUUCAGUUUUUAGUAUUUCAUAUUCUAUAUACAUUUCUACAUGAUUAUUAGAGAUUAUAUUAUGUUGAUAUGUCUUAAUUUGAAAUGGAAUAUUAUAGUUUUUUAAAACAUUAAAGAGAAUUUAUUAUUUAGUGAUAAUCUUGAUAGGUAGUUUAAUAUAAAUUUAGAUUUAUAGAAAUAUAUUGUUAUUUUAGUAAAUUUUAUUGGUUUAUCUGUACAUUUAUUUAUUUAAUCCUUGUGUUGAUUGUAAUUAGUGUGUUAGAUAUUCUACUUAUAUUUCAAAAUGAUAAAAGAAUUAAGCACAGUCAGAGAAUGCAUUGUAAACACAAAUGUGACAUUAAAGUCUAUAAUACAGGACAUAUAUUCGUGUGAUGGACCUAUUGAAUCUUUAACACAGUUAAAUGCAGACGGUAGAAAUCAAAUUAAUGUAUUUAGAAAUUUAAUAGAAAAUUUAGAGUUGUAUGCACGAGAAGCAGAAAGUCAACAAGAACGGUCAGAAGUUGUAGAAGAAGCCCGCAAUCAGAGAGAAUAUUUAACUAGUAACAUUGCUUCGUUCAGAAAGGCCAAUGUGGAAUGUAUGGCGAGGAUUCACAAAAAAUCUAGUGAACAGUUGUUGGGUACAAGCAAAGAAGAACAAGUUCGACAUAAGUUGAAAAUGGAUAAAGAAAAUUUAUUAAAACAGUCAUCAACUGUUACCAAUCAACUUUUAUCAGUCAGUAGACAACUUGCAAGCACAUCUCAACAAAGCUUGGAUACUCUUGAAACUCUUUUAAAGUCCUCUUCAACUGUAUCUAAUAUAAGCAGUGAGAUUAAAAAUGCCAAAGGAGCAUUAACUCAGUCUGAAAAACUUUUAAACAAAUAUGGACAACGUGAAACUACUGACAAAAUUCUUAUUAUGUUUGCUUUUGCAUUUUUUUUAUGUGUUAUUGCUUAUAUCGUUCAAAAACGUCUUUUUUAAUGUUACAUUGGUUAAAAAACUGUAAUGAAAUUUGGUUAUGUAAAAUAUGUAUAUAUAUUUAAAUGGAUAUGGUGUAUUUGUUUUAUAAUUUACCAAAAUGUUAUAUAUUUAUUUUUCUGUAAUGAUUAAAUCUAAAAAUUGUAUAAUAUUAAGUUAAAUUACAAGAUUUUGGUUUUAUAAUUAUUAUGUUUAAUAAAAUUAUAAUGGUUAUACCCAA